This is a messenger RNA of Tigriopus californicus, 1572 nucleotides long. Its product is annotated as ell-associated factor Eaf-like. The transcript has 2 exons. Lineage: Eukaryota; Metazoa; Arthropoda; Copepoda; Harpacticoida; Harpacticidae. The record is from RefSeq and is a predicted model, not a curated record. The coding region runs from base 859 to 1572 and encodes 237 amino acids.
CAUCAAUUAAAACCUCCAGAAAUCUGAACGUUUUUUUCAAAUAAAAAAAAAAGAAAAGAAGAGAACAGCUCCGUCAAAACAAGAAGGACAAUUUCAAGCCUUGAAGUUUGAGUGCACCCGUAUGACUGAGUAGGGUAAAACACAUCAUCAUGCACACAUGCAGUGACAUUUUAAGGAUUCCUGGAACUCGUGGCCCCAUGUCUUUGUCGAGGGAUAGCUAGCUCUCCAGCUUUCCUGGCGUGAUUCUUCGAUUCUUCAGUAUCACCCAUCUCUCAAGACCCUGUGCACCAGUACAUGUUCGUACAUGUACGCUUUGUGGCUAACGAGCAAGGGAGGGUAGGACCUGAUUUUCCGUUUGCACAUUUUGCUCGUUUUGAGAGACGAGAUCCAGUCCGAAGGAUUUUGUACAUUGCAAAUGGAAUGGCGAGGAGAAGGACAAGAGGGGGACGAUUCCAAGGCCAAGUGUGGAGAAACGCUCCACUUUGCUCGUUCUGUAAGCUUGUCAGGGUUCACCGAAUCCAACACUGAAGGGGGUGGAUUGGAGAAGAUGGCUCAUGAAGCUACGCAAAUGAUUGACGCUGGGACUAAUUGGACCCUCCAGGAGGCUGGUUGGCAGUUCGUCAUUGGUUCCUGGUCAUGUUAAACGUCAGAUUUUGCAUUCAUACAUCGGGUUGCCCUGAUUGCUGACCGAUAAAAAAAAGGCCUUACUUGGCAAUUUCAAAUGUGUGUCAGCCCGACAGUCAUGGCGGCCGGUUGAAAGUAGAUGCAAGUCGGGAGAGUUGCUUUCAGGUGUGAGAUUUGCAAGCCCCAUUUGCCGUUUGGAUAGAACACAAUCCCGGUGAUACUCCAUCCAAUAUCAUGCCCGACCAUUUUCGCCAAGAGCGAACCGACAAGAUGGGACCGAGUUCUCCGGCCGGUUCCGACAGUCCCCUCUCAUUGGUGCUACCCCAUAAGACAAAAAAUCUACCUAGUCCUCACUCAAGACCCCAAGUUCACGGGAAGAUGAUACGGGGACCCCCUCAACAGUCCCAUGCCCAACAUCCUAGUCCGCACCAUAGCUCGUCCGGUUAUUCCGAGCCCAGAAGCUCUCCGGAUCGUAGUCCUUAUCACCAUCAUCAAGUUGGGUCACAUUCGUCACCUGUGUAUUGCCCCGUUCCUGUUGCUCACAAUGGGAGAUCUAUGGCCCAACUUGUGUGUGAUGAGUCGGAUGAAGCUCCCUUGUCCCUAGUCGUGGAAAAGAACAAAUUUGUGUCAGAUGAUAGUGGACAUGAAGAUGGAUCUUCCGGGCAGAACUCUCCCUAUCGCGGAGGAUCUCCUCAUCAAUUGCCCGAGGAUUAUUCUGUGGCCAUCCCCCGCAAAAUCUCGAACGAGCAAGAGACCCAGCGGGAAAUGAUCGAACCCAAUGUUACCAUAGCCAAAGUGUCGGAUGACACUGCAAUAGAUUUGUCAGAACAACAUCACUAUGAACAUCAUCAACAACAGCAUCAGAAUCAGCCUUUACACCCGCAACAACAACAACAACAACAAGAAAAUGAGGAUUGCAUCUCGNCUAGUGGGAAGAUGGAUGAAUAG